AUAUUCUACAUAAGAAUCCGAACAAGAGCGUAACUACAAAAUUAACAAAAUGAGUUCAUUACUUCAUCCGUCUUUCUUGUUUUCUGGGAAACCAAUUGCUUACGCCACAACCAAAGGAAGGAGGGACCACCGAUUAAUUGCGAAGGAGGAACACAGCAAGUUAUCAAUGGCGUGAUAGAUUUGAUCGGCCCGCAGCUUCAACGACGCCGGAGAAAUCGCAGGAAGUGACUUGUGGUAGUAGUUUUCACUUUUCAGCCACUUGGGUUGGCUUCAUUUCUCCAGUCGCUUCACACUUCCGCCUCCUUCCCUCUCUGCUUUCUCUUAUUAUAAAACUACCCACUCUGCAAGAUUGAAUUUUUAUGCCCACCAAUCUAUUCUUUUGCAGGAUCAAGCAAUCAUCCAAUGGAGAAUACCGCCUCCGACCCGCUGAAGUUGAACUUCACUGAUCCAGCCAAGUACUGGACCGACGCCAUUCCCAUCGGCAACGGCCGCCUCGGCGCCAUGAUCUGGGGAGGCGUUUCCAGAGAAACCCUCCAGCUCAACGAUGACACACUGUGGACUGGUGUUCCUGGAGACUACACCGAUCCAAAUGCUCCGGCGGCUCUGUCGGAGGUCAGAAAACUAGUCGCUAAUGGUCAAUUCGCUGACGCUUCUGCUGAAGCACUCAAAUUGUCAGGCAAAGGCUCUGAGGUCUACCAAGCCCUUGGCGACAUAGUACUGGAAUUUGAUGCUUCCCAUAAGAACUACGACCCUAAAACAUACCACAGGGAGCUGGAUUUGGAUACUGCUACGGCAACUGUGAAAUAUUCUGUUGGUGAUGUUGGAUACACAAGGCAGCAUUUUGCUUCCAAUCCCCACCAAGCAAUCGUCACAACGGUAUCUGGAAGCAAACCGGGGUCCCUAUCAUUCACUAUUUACCUGGACAGCAAGAUGAAUCACAGCUCAUAUGUCGAGGGUCAGAAUCGGAUUGUACUCAAAGGAAGUUGCAGGGGGAAUCCAAAGGGAAUUCAGUUCACUGCUAUGCUGGAGUUACAGAUUGGUGGGAAAGCAGUAAUAAGUGUUUUGGAUGGCGGGAAGCUGAAGGUUGAUGGAGCUGAUUCGGCACUUUUGGUUCUGGUGGCUUCAUCUUCGUUCGAUGGGCCUUUCACUAGCCCUGUUGAUUCCAAUAAGGAUCCCACUUCAGAUUGCUUGAACUCGUUGACUUCACGCAAGAGUUUGGGUUAUGAUGAUCUAAGAGCACGACAUGUCGAAGAUUAUCAGAGUCUCUUUCAUCGUGUUUCGCUCCAGCUUUCUAAUGGUUCCACCAGUGCUUCAGGAGUAUCGACGGCAGAUAGGGUGAAAUCCUUCCAAACUGAUGAGGAUCCAUCCCUGGUGGAGCUUUUAUUCCAGUAUGGUCGAUAUUUGCUUAUCUCAUGUUCUAGGCCUGGAACACAGGUAGCUAAUUUGCAGGGAAUAUGGAGCAAGGAUCUGUCGCCACCAUGGGAUGGUGCUCAACAUCUCAACAUCAAUCUACAAAUGAACUACUGGCCAGCACUGUCUUGCAAUCUCAAGGAAUGUCAAGAUCCAUUGUUUGACUACCUGUCUACCAUGUCGAUCAAUGGGAGUCGAACUGCUAAAGUGAACUAUGGAGCUAAGGGGUGGGUUGCACAUCAGAUUAGUGACUUAUGGGGAAAGACAUCGCCAGACAGUGGAGACGCCGUAUGGGCUAUGUGGCCAAUGGGUGGUGCUUGGCUUUGUACACAUCUGUGGGAGCAUUAUAGUUACACAAUGGAUAAAGAGUUCCUGAAAAACAAGGCAUAUCCUUUGCUGGAAGGCUGCGCAAAUUUCCUACUAGACUGGUUAAUUAAAGAGUCGGGAGGAACUCUGGGAACUAACCCAUCAACUUCUCCUGAGCAUAUGUUCAUUGCCCCAGAUGGGAGGAAGGCUAGUGUAUUGGGAAGAAAGGACGACGAACUUAUUCGGAAAGUCCUUGAUGCUCUACCCCGGUUACGGCCUACGAUUAUUGCAAAGGAAGGUACCAUAAUGGAAUGGGCCUUGGACUUCCAAGACCCAGAGCCUCAACACAGACACCUUUCUCAUCUCUUUGGACUGUUCCCUGGCCAUAGCAUUACUCUUGAGGAUGCUCCUGACCUCUGUAUAGCUGCGGAAAACACCCUGAAGAAGAGAGGUAUAGAAGGUCCAGGGUGGUCGACCGUGUGGAAAGCUGCACUGUGGGCUCAUCUUCAUAAACACAAGGAGGCAUACCAGAUGGUAAAGCAUUUGUUUGUUCUGGUGGAUCCUGCUCACGAAAGCAACUACGAAGGAGGACUUUACAGUAACUUGUUCACUACUCACCCACCAUUCCAGAUUGAUGCCAACUUUGGUUUCUCUGCAGCAAUCGCUGAAAUGCUGGUUCAGAGCACGCCGAAGGACAUGUAUUUUCUCCCUUCCCUUCCUCGGGACAAGUGGCCUAAUGGCUGCUUCAAAGGAUUAAAAGCACGCGGAGGGGUCACAGUCAACCUGUGCUGGAAACGAGGUGAUCUUUAUGAAGUUGGUCUUUGUUCUACAGAAGGGAAUUCUGAACUGAGAUUACAUUACAGGGGAAGGACAGUGAGCACAAGCUUACUGUCUGGUCAUGUUUACACAUUCGACAAUAGCUUGACAUGCAUACAAACCAACCCCCUCCCAUGAGUAACUCCUUGCUCAAAUGUUGUAGAAUAAAUGAUUCGGGGCUCGACCCGGUAAUGGUUAAUACUUAAUAGAGUCGAUGGGGUAGGAUUCGAUUACUGCAGUUUGCUGUGUUGUUGAGAUGCAUACAAACCUACCCUCAGGUUGCUCACAAUGUCGACGGACCCGAAAAGAAAGCUCCAUCUUUUUUUUUUUUUAAGUUGCUUCAGUUAGGAGUCUGCAUUGCAACACUGCAAGUGUAAUCUCUAUUUACAAGUUCCACAUUAAGGGAGCUGCAAAAUGAGUGAUGUCUCCGGCCUAUCCUUUUCUUUCUUCUGGGUUGGAUGAUAACGGGGAGGGAUCAGAUGCUCCUCGAAACUUUUCUGUCCUCUUUAAAAACUGCUGCUAUCCUGCUGGUUUGUGAUCUGAACACAGCUUGGUUAUGCUGAAUGUAAGAUCUGUCGUUGCAAGGUGCUUUAUCGCCUGUUAGUUGAAACAGUUGAGCGAGCCCAUGCCCAGUUCGGUUCCAACAGAGGACUAAUGGGGGUUCCGGAAAGGGAACUAGAGCAGGCAUGGUAAUCUGUAACAAAAACUGGGUUAAAAUAACAUUUGGAUGUUGUACCUGGUUCUGCUUAACAGCUGAGAUAGUAGGGAGCUCUAGUUGCAGCAAAAUUUAUGGACACUCUGAGACGUGCUUUGUUCAUAUAUUCUCUUUUGUUCUAGUAACAAGGUGAACUUUAGGAGUGUGCUCAUUGACUGAAUGAACCCAAUAGGGUAAAAAAAUAAAAUGUGGCUGCUGGGAUUCGAGCCCAGGUCAUCACGGCCACAACGUGAUAUUCUAACCACUAAACUACAGCCACUGUU
Molecule: messenger RNA, 3510 nt
Organism: Linum trigynum
Lineage: Eukaryota; Viridiplantae; Streptophyta; Magnoliopsida; Malpighiales; Linaceae
Source: the annotation of a GenBank genome assembly